AUGGCUGUGAUGAAAGAGAAAACUGCCAGCUGUGUCUCUCCAACCCAAGAGUUUGCUCUUUGUAAGACAAGACCCACACCCAACAACUACCAGCUGUUCAUGGCCUUGGUAUUUGCAGUGACAGAGAUCAAUAAGGAUCUGGUACUCCUCCCCAAUGUUACUCUUGGCUUCAACAUGUAUGACAAUGGCUAUUGGAAGAAGAGGGUUUCUUUAACCAGCCUCUUUCUGCUCUCUACACGUGGCCAAAUGGUUCCAGGUUAUAAAUGUGACCAGCAGGACAUUCUCUUCUCUGUCAUUGGAGGUGACAACCCCCAAUUCUCAAUGCAGAUGGCCUCCAUCUUCAGCAUCUUCAAGGUCCCACAGCUCAGUAUUGGCUUUGAGUUCAUUCAGGGAGAUCGAAGAGUUUAUCCUUCCUCCUUCCGGAUUAAUCCCAAGGAAUUUCCUCAAUUUGUGGGUUUAGUCCAACUGCUCCUAUACUUCCAGUGGAACUGGGUUGGGCUUAUUGUCUCUGAAAAUGAGAACGGAGAACGAUUCCUCUCAACUCUGAGGCCAAUGCUCCUGGAGAAGGAUAUCUGCCUGGCCUUCACUCAAAUAGUAAAACAUGACGCUUCUAAUGCGGAAGUGUACAAAUUCACUUUACAUUCAAAAAUAUGGGCUAAUAUUGAAAUCAUUCUUUCAUUCGGAGAAUCUGAAAUUGUUAAAAAAUUUCUCUGGGCUAUGAACGUUUAUGUAUUUAAUGAAAGGAGACCAAGUGAGAAAGUUUGGAUCCUAACUUCCUAUUGGAAACCACAUGCAAAUGAUUUUCGACAUAGUUGGCACCUUUUUAAGCACUUGCAUGGGUCUCUGCAUUUUAGGGAUCACAGUGGUAUUAUCUCAGAAUUCAGCAAUUUCCUCCUCUCUUUAGACCCUUUGAAUCCACAAAGAGAUAUGAUUCUCCCACUGUGGUGGGAAAGGGUCUUUGGCUGUGAAUUCCACAAACCAGGUGACUAUUUUGUAAAAUGGAAGAAAUAUUGUACAGGAAAAGAGAAUUUACGGAAUCUGCCAACCUACAUAUUUCAAACAAGCAUGACUGGUGAAAGUUACAAUAUCUACAAUGCCAUUUAUGCUCUGGCACAUGCUUUACAUGCACUGUAUGGAUCUGGAUCACGACCAGCCAUGAUGAAGUUUGGAAAGAGUAUCUCUAGUGUUCAGUCCUGGCAGCUCCUUCCUUAUUUGAUGAAUGUCCACUUCAAUAACAGUGCUGGAGAGGAAAUCUCCUUCUCAGAAAAAGGACUGGGAUCUGCUCGUUAUGACCUUCUCAAUUGGGUUCGUCUCCCCAAUCGAUCAGUUGUCCUUCUGAAAGUUGGGCAAAUAAAUCCCGGGGCUCCCCCAGGAGAGAGGAGAAGUGUCCCAGAGGACAAGCAGGUUUGCUGCUAUCAAUGUGGCCCUUGUCCAGAAGGGACCAUUUCUAAUCAGACAGAUGCAGCUAAAUGUGAUUCUUGUCCAGAAGAUCAAUACACUAACAAGGAUAUGAUCAACUGCAUUGCCAAGAAGCUCCACUUCCUUGCCUAUCAAGACCCCCUGGGAUAUGCUUUAGCUUCUUUAGCUCUUUUCUUUUCCCUGAUCACAACUACUAUCGUGGUGAUUUUCUAUAAACAUCAUGACACACCGAUCGUCAAGGCCAACAACCGAGAUCUCACCUACAUCCUCCUGGCUUCCCUCCUGCUCUGCUUCCUCUGCUCCUUCCUCUUCAUUGGUCAACCUGGGAAGCUCACCUGCCUCUUCCAACAAUCUGCCUUUGCCAUUCUCUUUUCCCUUGCAGUUUCUUCUGUCUUGGCAAAAACUGUCAUGGUGGUUCUCGCCUUCAUGGCUACCAAGCCAGGGAACCGGACAAGGAAUCUUUUGGGAAAACCACUGACCACUUCCAUUGUGUUAGGUUGUCCCCUGGUCCAAACAGUCCUUUGUGCCAUUUGGCUGGCAAUUUCUCCCCCAUUUCUCAACUUAGACAUCCACUCCUUGUUUGGAGAGAUCAUCUUAGAAUGUAAGGAAGGCUCAGCUUCAUUUUUUUAUGCUGUCCUCACUUACCUGGGUCUCCUAGCCCUUGUCAGUUUCACCGCGGCAUUUCUAGCUAGGAAAUUGCCUGACAGUUUUAAUGAAGCCAAGUUCAUUACUUUUAGCAUGCUGGUCUUCUGUAGUGUUUGGAUCACCUUCAUCCCCACCUACCUGAGCACCAAAGGGAAGUCCAUGGUGGCUGUGGAGAUCUUCUCCAUCUUGGCCUCUGGGUCUGGUCUCUUGGCUUGUAUCUUUUUCCCUAAAUGCUACAUUAUCCUACUGAGGCCGAAUCUGAAUUGUAAAGAGAAUAUAAUGAAGCAGAAGAAUUGCUGA
Messenger RNA from Protobothrops mucrosquamatus (brown spotted pit viper), 2364 nucleotides. RefSeq names its product vomeronasal type-2 receptor 26-like. The record is from RefSeq and is a predicted model, not a curated record. Gene Ontology annotation, molecular function: G protein-coupled receptor activity. The coding region runs from base 1 to 2364 and encodes 787 amino acids. Lineage: Eukaryota; Metazoa; Chordata; Lepidosauria; Squamata; Viperidae. Gene Ontology annotation, cellular component: membrane. The transcript is spliced from 7 exons. Gene Ontology annotation, biological process: G protein-coupled receptor signaling pathway.